This is a messenger RNA of Anisakis simplex (herring worm), 1350 nucleotides long. The record is from the annotation of a GenBank genome assembly. Lineage: Eukaryota; Metazoa; Nematoda; Chromadorea; Rhabditida; Anisakidae.
AUGGAAGCGAUUGGUAUCGUAGAUUUUAGAAUGUUGAUGCGUGCUGGUAAGAUUAGUGCUCCACGAUUCGCAGCUGAAUCACGACAAAAUGAAUGGACACUGAACUCGAAUGGUGUUUACAUAGGACCUAUUGCUGGUCUACAAUAUCUUUUAUAUUUUGGAACUUUACCGUAUUGUGAUUUGUGCUAUAUGGUAUUGGAUGAGCAAAACGUGAUGGAACACUUUUCAUCUGAAAAUCAUCUCAUCAAAUUUUUGUCUUAUAAUCGCCCAGCUUCAAUGUAUACGGCAAUGUAUUUGCCUGAAGAUGCACGACGUUCGCAUAUGCUAUCUCUACUGGGAUGUCUCGGAACCGACUGCAGCGUUGGUGGUAGUCCGCGUAAAGUUGAGGUCGCUCAUAUUCCUGAAUUGGUNAUUGCAAAUUCGAAUCCGAUUAUGGCAAAUGUGCCAUCGUUAAUGCCCCCGUGUAUGUCGAUUGGCGUCGAGAAUUUCUGUUUUUGGUGUCCAGUGCCAAAAGAAGACGAUGAACGAAUACAGUUAUGGACCGAGCACUGUACCAAAUCGAGAAAGCAUUUCGAAUGCGCUGUUCGACGCGAUCUAUUCAAUUUUGAGGAUGUGAAUUUCGUUGAUAUUGUAACAACACUACAAUUACCCGCAUUCAAACAAUUAGCCAGUUGGGAGCUGGUUAAAAUGAACAAUGGCAUGGAGAUUAAGAUACAGCACUUCACCUACAUUGGUCUUGACUUUGUGGUCGAUGAUGUGCUCAACAACGAGAUUGUUUGUAUAGCGUGUGCGGAAAUAUUUUCACGUAGUGAUUUAUCGCAGUUGUGUUUGCAUAUUCGAUCCAGGAACCAUUUACUGCAAUAUUUGCACACGACCGAUCGUGAGAUGUACAAUCUGAUCGAAUCGCAGCAAAUGCAACACGCUGUCGACAACCUUUUAAUCGAUUACUUACGUCGAUCGAUCUCAUCGGUCGGUCAGAUUCGUGUUUAUAACGCCAAUUUAGCGGUAACAGCCAAGAGUUGGGGUCAGUUACCAUAUCGAAAAGUGCAGCUCGCGAACGUUGACGCUGAACAUCGAGCAGCAUUCGAGUUGCUUGUCAAAAUCGUUGAUCAGCUGGCCAACGAUAAAGCCGAACAAAUCACCAUACCGAUAAAGGAUGCAUUGCAGCUGUGUUCGAUUCGCAUACAGACAGUAGCUGAUAAAAAUGUGUUAUUGUAUUGUAAGGGAUGUGAGCGUAUUUUAAGUGUUGCUGGAAACGCAGUCGAGAAGGGUGUAUGGGACGAGCAUUUAUUGGGCGAGUUGCACGCAAAACGAGCUGAUUCGUUGGCAAAGAAUAAAUUCGGUUUGUAG